Passer domesticus (house sparrow) is the source of this 1437-nucleotide messenger RNA. RefSeq names its product ribonuclease P/MRP subunit p40 (gene RPP40). NCBI's taxonomy places the organism in Eukaryota, Metazoa, Chordata, Aves, Passeriformes, Passeridae. Gene Ontology annotation, cellular component: ribonuclease MRP complex; multimeric ribonuclease P complex. The transcript has 9 exons. The coding region runs from base 251 to 1342 and encodes 363 amino acids. The record is from RefSeq and is a predicted model, not a curated record. Gene Ontology annotation, biological process: tRNA 5'-leader removal; endonucleolytic cleavage in ITS1 to separate SSU-rRNA from 5.8S rRNA and LSU-rRNA from tricistronic rRNA transcript (SSU-rRNA, 5.8S rRNA, LSU-rRNA); tRNA 3'-end processing. Gene Ontology annotation, molecular function: ribonuclease MRP activity; ribonuclease P activity.
GUGUUCUGUGGGGGCUCAUCCGUCCUUGCCAGAGGAUGCGCGCCUCGGUUUUGGGGAGGGAAAAAAAAAACCACCAAAAACAACCAACAAAAAAACCCAAAAUUAGCCCCUUUGCGUUUGUGGUCUCGCGCAGCAUGGGAGAAACAAACUCUUUCCUUUCUCCAGGAGCAGAGGGGUGGUGGUGCCGAUUUUAGGAGCUCUCUAAACACAGGCGCAGGGUCCAGUUUAGAAAGGGGACAGCGUUUAUUCCAUGCAAGGCUUGAAAGUGUACAAGGGCCAAACAUCAAAGAACAUCCUUAAGAACAUUUGUAGGUGUUCCACAUUUUGCAGCAAUCAGGCAGGACCCUGUUUCAUAACCCUCUUCUCAUACCCUGUGUCUUUUUUGAUCCCGGAAUGUGGCGUGCUACCUGAAGUGCUGAAAAGCACAAUUGCAGAUAUUGGAGAGUACUACCUGGUGAGGAAUUUACCCGUUCAUGAAUUGGUCGCUCAUGAAUUCAUUGAUGCUUUCGUGAAGAAAGGUUCAUGCUACGCACUUACCUAUAAGACAAAAAUUGAUCAAGAUAAUACUGCAGCUCUGCUACCAAAUGGUAAACUGAUUCUGUCAGUGGAUAAGGAUACUUAUGAGGAACUUGGACUGCAAGGUCGCCCUUCUCGGUAUUCAGGCAAAAAAGUAAUGCGAUAUAUUAUCACUAUUGAUUUGACUGAUGCUGGCUUUCACCCUGAGAGCAAGAAACAUAACAGAGUGCUUUGGGCCUUGAAAGAAAAGAAACCUUUAGAAUUUGACUUUCUACUGGCUUGGUAUAAUACAGGUGCAGAGGGAUCAACAUUGAUGUCAUACUUUUCAAAAAACCAAAUACAGGCCCUGAAGCCAAAAAUAACAUUCAGCACCUUAAGGGACUUGCAGUGUCCAGUGCUACAAAGUAAUGAUCUGCAAGGAAAACCGGAGGAGUCCUGCAGUACAGAGGAGCUCUUUGAAUGGCUGGGUGCUGUCUUGAAUCAAGUUAGCUUAGACAACAAAUCCUCCAGCUUCUUAUCAACCUAUUGCUGCCCUGAGCCCAACACAGUGGUGGAAAAAGCUUUUUUGUGCACAAUCACAGGCUUUAUAAUUCCUGAGAAGAUUAUUCAGUUACUGGAGCAGCUGUGUUGCUAUUUUGGUGAACCAAAACUGGCAUAUUGGCUGACCUUAACUGUGCAUGGCUUUGCAGACAGCCCUGUUUCCUGGAGAGAAAGUGAACAUGGUUUCCACAAAGGAGGAGAGAACUUGUACAACUUUGUCAUUUUUAGAAAUCUGGACUACUGGCUUCAGAUGGCUGUAGGAGCUCAUGAUGAUUGUCCUCCAUAAAGCUGUGUCCACAGAAGAAGUUCUCUAGUUAUUCUAUGUUACUGACAGAAAAUUAAUAAAAUAUUUUUAUACAAGUAGUUAUGUAACAGAUUUAA